This is a messenger RNA of Apis dorsata (giant honeybee), 246 nucleotides long. It is a transcript of the gene MED9, whose product is annotated as mediator of RNA polymerase II transcription subunit 9. The coding region runs from base 1 to 246 and encodes 81 amino acids. The transcript has 2 exons. Gene Ontology annotation, molecular function: transcription coregulator activity. Lineage: Eukaryota; Metazoa; Arthropoda; Insecta; Hymenoptera; Apidae. Gene Ontology annotation, cellular component: mediator complex. The record is from RefSeq and is a predicted model, not a curated record. Gene Ontology annotation, biological process: regulation of transcription by RNA polymerase II.
AUGGAAUCAGAAUUAUCGGAGGAAAGUACUUUACGUUCACAAUUUACUGUAGAUGAUUUGAAUAUUGAAAUAUUACCAAUUAUAUAUGAAAUAAUUCGGAGGUCUAUUAGAAGAUUACCAGGAAUAGAAUAUAGUAAAGAAGAACAAUUACAAAAACUUGAAACUUUACGUAAACAACUUAGACUUAAGCGAGAGCUCUUAUUAAAAUAUCGUAACAUGUGUACAUUUGAAGUUCCAAAAAUAUAA